AUGGCGAAUUCCUUUGGCAUGGAUAUAACCGGGGGGCAGAAUUCUACAGGUGCGGAUUUGUGGUUCAGACUAUAUGUGGCCAAGGAUAAAGCAUUCAACGUGCAAAAUGCGACCCAUGAAGAAUAUGACCAACUAUUUCGCCGCGCAGUACAGGAGUAUACGGGUCUCAUGAAUGCCGAGAAUCCUGACCUCUCGGAAUUCAAAAAGGCGGGGGGAAACUCAUCUCAUAUCACGGCAUGUUCGGAGCACUAUUAUCGUGCAGUGAGCAAAGAGAUGCCGGAUGUACAGGACUUCUAUCGCUACUUCGAGGCACCGGGCUUGGGCCAUUGCUCGGGGGGGCUUGGGGGGCAGCCGCUCACAACAUUUGACGUUGCGUUUGGGUGA
Penicillium samsonianum is the source of this 384-nucleotide messenger RNA. RefSeq lists its product as uncharacterized. The record is from RefSeq and is a predicted model, not a curated record. The transcript has 3 exons. Bases 1 to 384 code for a protein of 127 amino acids. NCBI's taxonomy places the organism in Eukaryota, Fungi, Ascomycota, Eurotiomycetes, Eurotiales, Aspergillaceae.